AUGUUGACCUCGCACUUGGCGGAGCAGGCGUCGAUCUCUUCGACGCGGUGCGAGGCAGGGUCGGAGAAUGGCGUCGAAGCAGACAGCGAGAGAGAAGAAGAAGAAGAGGAGGGUCGCAGAAUGGCGUCGAAGCAGACGAGGAGAGAGAAGAAGAAAAGGGUUGAAUUCAUUGAUGCUACACUUAGUUCGCCCAAGUCAGGAGGGACUAAUAAUGCUAAUGCUUUAGAAACUUUAUUAGGGGUACCAUGGUUUUCUACUGUGUCUAACCAUAACAUUUUACAACUUCCAAAAGAAGUCUUGCCUGAGAGGAGACAAAAAUGGAUUUUCAAAAAUACGCAGACUCAUCGUUCUGAAAAGUUAGCGAACCUGUGUGCAAAUAAACUGGGGACUGAUGCUACUCUUAAUGAAUUUGGUAGAUUGGGGCGAGAAACUGGUGUGAAAGAGUACAAUUCGUUAAUAAGGAUCUGCAUUGAGCGGGCUAAGGAUUGUGAUCAUGAAGAUGUUGCACUGGAAAAACACAUUUGCAAGGCUUUCCUACUUUUCAAUUUUAUGAAGGAGCAGGGUUUUCAGCUGGAAGAGGAAACUUAUGGUCCACUUCUUAUGUAUUUAAUUGACAUGGGUAUGAUAGAAGAGUUUCAUUUUUUCCAUAAGGUUAUUGAAAGUGGAAAUUCUUGUUCGGAUCCAAGACUAGGUUACUAUGAGAUGUUGUUGUGGAUCAGAGUCAAUAAUGAAGAGAAGAUUCAGGAACUCUGUAACUGCACUGCAAUUGAUUAUGAGGGAGACUAUUUCAACUUGAUAGAGAAUUACUUGUUAGCACUUUGUGAAAGCAAACGGAAUAGUGAAUUUUUGCAACUUUUGGAGACUGUGGACAUAACAAAGGUUUCCUCACUGGACCAUGUGAUGAGUAUUUUUAAAUUCUUGGGGAGGCUAGUGUUGGAAUCCUUUGCAGAGAAGUAUCUUUUGGCAUUAAAAAAAUCUGACUAUGGAGCAGAGAAUGUCUCAAAUGUCAUCUUUAGCUACAUCUUUGGCAUUCCAAAUUUAGAGGUUGAGGAUAUUAUUUCAAAGUUUAAAGACUUGCAUGCCAAGCUGGAGAUCAAACCUUCUUCUACCUCCUAUGAGAAGCUCAUUGCUUAUACUUGUGAUUUGUACAUGGUGGAUUUGGCUCUUGAUAUAGUUGACGAAAUGUCUGAAGCUGGAUUGACACCAUCCAUAGACUCAAUAAACUCUAUUUUGAUUGCUUCUGAGAAAUACUUUUCGUAUGCUUUGGUUCAGCGAGCCUAUUUGAUAAUCUGCUACCAUAACUUGAAGCCAAAUAGUGAGACCUUCAGGCGCAUGAUAAGUUUAAGUGUGAAAAAGGAGGAUUUUGAUGGUGCAUAUGCAAUGCUCUGUGAUGAAAAGAAAAUGAAUUUGAUGCUAACUGCAGACAUGUACAAUGCUAUAAUGGAUGGGUAUUUUCAAAAGGAAGACAUGGCUAGUGCGUUGAAGGUGUUUAAACAAAUGGAAAAGGCAAACGUGAAGCCAAAUUGUCAAACUUUCAGCUACCUUAUAAAAAAUUGUAGCAAUGAAAAAGAUAUUGUCAAGUAUUAUGAAGAAAUGACGUGCUCCGGAAUUCAAGUUACAAAGCAAGUCUUCAUGGCACUUAUUACUGCAUAUGCAUCUUGUGGAGAGUUUGAGAAGGCAAAACAGGUGAUCUUAGACAAAGGUAUUCCUGUUGAAAGCCUAAAUGAAAUCAAAGGAUCACUUGUUGCAGCUCUUGCAUCGAAUGGACAAAAGUUUGACGCCCUUGUCAUAUACGAAGAAAUCAAGCAAGCUGGAUGGAGAUUGAAUCCUGAAGAUGCCUUUGAACUUCUUCCUCAUCUCCAUUCUGAAGAAGAGUUGAGUAUAUUGAUUCAGCUAUUGGAGGAUGUGAAUGAUUCACCCUAUUGGAUGGAUGUUUGCGAGUCAGCGAUUGCGUGUGCUGUUCGAUUGAAGAGAUUAAGCUAUGCGGUUCCUUUGCUUAAGCAACUCAAGGAUAAAAUCAAACCUAGCCGUUUUGUUUCAGAAGGCUUUUUGUUUCAGGUAUUCUCUGAAAUAGCGGAAGAGCCUACCGAUUUGCAAUUUGGCUUAGACUUUUUGCGGAUCAUGAAGAAUGAACUUGACAUCGCUCUAUCACCUGAAUGUUUCGAUUUUCUUCUCAGUAUUUGUGUGAAAGAGAAAAAUCUGCAAAUUGCUCGUUUGAUUUGGAAAGAAUAUAAGACAGCAAAUCUACCUUACAUUACUUUUAGUUGUUUAUGGAUGUAUCGAGCCCUUUUGGUUUCAGGUGAUCCCUGGGGUGCAAGGAAAAUACUUAGUAAAAUUCCGAAAGACGAUCCCCAUAUCCGUAGGCUAAUUAGGGGUGACCAUGAAAAUUGGGUAGAAUUAGAGGCUUACUGGGGUCCCAGUUUCAGUUUCCUACCUCGAACUGGCCUGCAGGGAGUAGCGUAG
Molecule: messenger RNA, 2463 nt
Organism: Pistacia vera
Lineage: Eukaryota; Viridiplantae; Streptophyta; Magnoliopsida; Sapindales; Anacardiaceae
Product: pentatricopeptide repeat-containing protein At4g04790, mitochondrial-like
Exons: 15
Coding region: 1-2463 (820 amino acids)
Molecular function (GO): protein binding
Source: RefSeq, a predicted model, not a curated record